Ipomoea triloba (trilobed morning glory) is the source of this 2562-nucleotide messenger RNA. RefSeq names its product glutamate receptor 2.6-like. Gene Ontology annotation, molecular function: signaling receptor activity; ligand-gated monoatomic ion channel activity. NCBI's taxonomy places the organism in Eukaryota, Viridiplantae, Streptophyta, Magnoliopsida, Solanales, Convolvulaceae. The record is from RefSeq and is a predicted model, not a curated record. Gene Ontology annotation, cellular component: plasma membrane. Bases 1 to 2562 code for a protein of 853 amino acids. The transcript is spliced from 5 exons.
AUGGCUGCAUUCACCUCUCUCAUUUUCAUUAUUUCCUUUCUAUUUCUCUUGCAUUUCUCACCAGCAACUGGAAGCCACAGAAAUAAUCAUGGAAAUGGCAGCGUUAUAGGCGCUCUUAUAGACAGGAAUUCUCGUGAGGGCAAAGAGGCUGCUGUGGCUAUGGAGAUAGCAAUGGCAGAUAUCAACACACAGUAUGGAUACACCUCCCAAGGUUUGGUUCUUCACGUAAAGAACACUCGCAGCAGCCCUCUCCAAGCUGCUCUUCAAGGUAGGGAUUUGAUGAAUAAACAUCUAGGGUCAAUGAAAGCCAUCCUGGGAUGUUCAAAUAGAUGGGAAGAGGUGUCAAUGCUUACAGAAAUCAGUUCUGAGGCUAAAACCCCCCUGGUUUCUUUAGCCGAUUCAGCUCCAGAAUGGGCAAUGGAAAAAUGGCCAUUCCUUGUUCAAGCCUCGCCCACCCAAUCCUCUCAAAUGAAAGCCUUGGCAGCCAUAAUACAGUCCUACCAAUGGCGCCAAGUCACUGUUCUUUAUGAGGACAUGGCCUCUGCAUCAAAUGGAGCCCUCACUAGUCUCUCAGAUGCAUUAAAACAAGCAAAUGUAAUCAACAGUUUUCUAGGUCUCCCUCCCAUAGACUCUUCUCCCUUUUUGGCAGCUCAGCUGCAACGCCUUAAGACCGAGCAACGCAGGGUCUUUGUAGUGCACGCAUCAGUGCCAGUGGCAAAGGGUCUCUUCCAAAUUGCCAAGAAAAUGAAGAUGAUGGAGAAGGGCUAUGUCUGGAUAGUCACAGACUUAAUAGCCAACCAUCUGGAUUCUUUGGAUACUUCAACAAUCUCUUCAAUGCAAGGGGUUCUUGGAAUCAAGAAUCACUUCCCUGAAAAAGGGCACCUUUUCAAGAACUUCCACUCGAAAUUUCGUGCAAGGUUCAUCAAUAAGCACCCAGAGGAACAUAACUAUGAGCCUGGGUAUUUUGCAGUGCAGGCCUAUGAUUUCACCGUGUUGGUGGCUUCAUCACUGAGGGAAAACAGCAACCUGAAAGGAAACUCUCUCCUCGAAACAAUUUCUGCAGCAAACUUCGAUGGCUUAUCGGGUAAAAUUCGAUUCAAGGAGCGAAAACUCGCUUCAGAUCACACAUUUCAGAUAGUGAAUGUGAUUGGAAAGAGUUACAGAGAGCUAGGAUUGUGGUCUGAAAAAUCAGGCUUUAAUAAUAGCUCUUCCAAGGUGAAAUUGGGGCAAAUUAUUUGGCCUGGAGGGACAUGGCAUACUCCUAAAGGAUGGGCUCCAAUCACACCUGCUAAUAAGCCACUAAGAGUUGGAGUUCCAAAUUUGGGACCCUCUUUUAAGGAGUUUGUGAACGUGGUACAUGAUCAACAAACAAACCAAACUACUUACACUGGAUUUGUAAUUGAUGUGUUUAAGGAAAUGAUGGGUCGAUUGCCCUAUCUGACAUAUGAGUUCCACAGUUUCAAUGGGACAUAUGAUGAUUUGGUAAAACAAGUUCCCUUAAAGAUCUUUGAUGCUAUAGCUGGGGAUGUUGCGAUAAUGGAGAAACGACUUGAUGAUGCAGCAUUCACUCACCCUUAUAGUGAAGAAGGGUUAGUGAUGAUAGUGCCUGUCCAAACACAACUAUGCAAUGAACCAUGGCUGUUCAUUAAGCCCUUCACAAAGACUAUGUGGGUUCUCAUACUUGCCAUCAACAUUUACAAUGGUUUUGCCAUUUGGCUAUUUGAGAGAAACCACUGCACUGAACUCACAGGCUCUGUGGUCAAUCAAGUUGGAGUCCUGCUCUGGCUAACUGUUACCAAUGCGGAAAAGCUACGUAGCAACUUUUCAAGGAUGGUGAUGCUGGUAUGGUUGAUUGUGGCGUUGAUACUGGCGCAGAUCUACACGGCGAGCCUGACGAGCAUGCUAACCGUGCAACGCCUUGUGCCCACCAUAGGAAACGCAGAGGGGCUGAAGAAGAACAACGCAGUGGUGGGAACCACCAGCGGAUCCUUCAUCGGAGCCUACUUAGAACAACACGUAGGCAUCCCCUCAAAGAACGUCAAGUCCUACGGCUCAGAAGAAGAGUUUGUGCAAGCCUUCGAGGCCAAAGAAAUCUCAGCCGCCUUUCUUGAAACUCCUUACGCCAAAGUGUUUCUGGCCAAGUACUGCAACAGCUUCGUGAAAGCAGGACCCACGUACGAGGUUGGCGGAUUCGGAUUUGUAUUUCCAAAGGGGUCUAGCAUUCUGGAAGAGGCUAACAAGGCAUUGCUGAAUAUGACGGAGAGUGGGAAGCUUGGAGAACUGGAGAAGGGGAUGAUUGGUGCAGAGGAGUGUGUGGAUGUGGAGAAGAAGGAUGAGACGAGCCUAGGCCCCAGGAGCUUUUCUGUUCUGUUUGGACUCACAGGGGCCAUUUCCACCAUUUCACUCACAGUAUUUGUAGUGGCCGGGAAUUACAAGGAAACAGUUGUGGAUUUGUUUCGGCAAUGGAGCCUCGCCACGAGGACAAGAAGAAUUGGGAAUGGGGAAAUCCCUGGAAAUAAUCGGCCAUUGGAAAUGGAGUCUCAGUCUCCCCAAGUGACGUAA